Cheilinus undulatus (humphead wrasse) is the source of this 2205-nucleotide messenger RNA. RefSeq names its product cyclic nucleotide-gated cation channel beta-3-like. Gene Ontology annotation, molecular function: cGMP binding; intracellularly cGMP-activated cation channel activity; intracellularly cAMP-activated cation channel activity. The transcript is spliced from 17 exons. Gene Ontology annotation, biological process: monoatomic cation transmembrane transport. Gene Ontology annotation, cellular component: intracellular cyclic nucleotide activated cation channel complex; photoreceptor outer segment; plasma membrane. The record is from RefSeq and is a predicted model, not a curated record. Lineage: Eukaryota; Metazoa; Chordata; Actinopteri; Labriformes; Labridae. Bases 1 to 2205 code for a protein of 734 amino acids.
AUGUUUGGAAAGGUGAAGGGGCUCCUCAGCGGCCCCCAGCUGCCACAGGCUUCAGGGGCCCCCUCAGGGGCGGCCCCUAACCCAGCUCCAACAUCAGCUCCGGCUCAAGCUAAGGAGGAGAAAGCAGCUGAGAAGAAUGAGGACAAGAAAAAAGACAAACCACAGGCCCCAGCUCCUGCAGCACCGGCUCCUGCAACACCGGCUCCUGCCUCAGCUCCUGCUCCAGCAGCUGCUCCAGUCAACCCAGAUCAACCUGGACCUGAAGGAGGUGAUGCUCCUGCUCCUCCUCCUCCCAUCAUCAUCAACAAAUAUUCAGAUGAACAGCUAAGACUGAUCGUGAAGAAGAUGAGGGAAAGGCUGGAGCUUUAUAAGGAGAAGGUUCAGGAUAAAUAUGCUUCAUCUCCAGAGAUCAGCCCUCCUGUCACCCCUCUGCUUGGUAAGGUGCGCUACGCCCAGGUAAUAGAUGAGAGGAAGAGGCAGGCAGAAGAGGAGCGCAUCAAGAAGGAGGAGGCAGAGAAGAAGAAGAAGGAGGAGCAGGAGAAGAAGAAGAAGGAGGACGAGCAGAAGAAGAAGGAGGAGGAGGAGAAGAAGAAGGCUGAGGCCAAAGAGGAGAAAAAAGAGGAUAAGAAGGACCUGAAGACCCAGUUCCUAGAGACUGCCUGGUCCACUAUCGACAUGGUCCUGAAGCCUGUGGAGGACCAGAUGGACUCGGUUCUGGGGUCGACCAUAGACCCGUUUACAGACCGCCGCUACAUCGCCUGGCUCAGCUUGGUCACUCUGGCGUUUAAUUACAACACAUGGUUUAUCACAGCCCGCCUCUGCUUCCCCUACCACACCGAGACCGCCAUCCCCAUCUGGUUCGCUCUGGAUCUGUUAGCAGACCUGAUCUAUCUGACUGAUUCUAUUGUGUUCCAGGCUAGGAAGCAGUUUGUCAAAGGAGGAGACAUCAUCAAAGACCGAGUCCUGACAAAGAAGAACUACCGGGAGUGUGAGAGAUUCAUGACAGACAUGUGUUGCCUCAUCCCCUUCGACCUUCUCUACUUCCAGUUUGGCUUUAAAUCCAUUUUCAGAGCCAACCGGCUGCUCAAGGCGGACACGUUCUUUGAGUUCAGUGAUCGUCUGGAGAGCAUCAUGGCUAAAGCUUACAUCUGGAGAGUGAUUCGGACCAUUGGAUAUCUUCUCUUCAUGCUCCACAUCAACGCCUGCUUCUACUACGUGGCGUCAGACUUUCAGGGCAUCGGGAAGACCAAGUGGGUUUACUCUGGUCAGGGCAGCGCGUACCUGCGUAGUUACUACUUUGCUGUCCGCAGUCUGAUCAACAUCGGGGGUUUAAACGAACCUCACACUGUCUUUGAGAUCGCUUUUCAGAUGACUAACUUCUUCGUGGGUGUCUUUGUGUUCUCCAGUCUGAUUGGACAGAUGAGGGAUGUUAUCGGAGCUGCCACGGCGGGUCAGACUUACUUCAGGUCAUCUAUGGAUAACACCGUCUCCUACAUGGUCAACAACAGAAUCCCAUCUCUGGUCCAGAACAGAGUCCGCACCUGGUACACCUACACCUGGGAUGCGCAGGGCAUGCUGGACGAGUCUGAGCUUCUCGAUAAGAUGCCUCUGGUGAUGAGGACGGCCAUUGCUGUCGACAUCAACCUCACCACAUUCCAGAAGAUCGAUCUGUUCAAGGGCUGUGACCAGCAGAUGCUGGUGGACAUGCUCCUGAGGCUCAAAUCCAUCAUCUAUCUACCUGGAGACUUUGUGGUCAAGAAGGGAGACAUCGGUAAAGAGAUGUACAUCAUAAAGAGCGGAGCAGUUCAGGUGGUAGGGGGACCUGAUAACAGCAUCGUGUUCGUCACUCUGAAGGCAGGCUGUGUGUUUGGAGAAAUCAGUCUGCUGCAGUCGUCCAAAGAUGGCGGAAACAGGCGUACAGCUAACGUCAAAGCUUACGGCUUCGCUAACCUCUUCGUCCUGGAGAAGAAGGACCUGUUUGACAUCCUGGUCCACUACCCUGAGUCUCAGAAAGUCCUGGCCAGGAAGGGACGUAAACUGAUGAAGUCGAAGGGUCCAGCAGCGGCUAAAGCUGAAGAAGAUAAGAAGAAAGGCCUGGCUCUGUUUGGACCCAAACCUGCCACGCCUAAACUGCUGAGAGCUUUUGGAGGAAACAUGAACAGAGCUGUUAUAGAAAGGCUGAAGAGCGCUGCUGCUGGACAGUGA